CGUUGGUACCGCGUCAUGUUGUAUUUCAUAUUUAAUAUUCCUUCUCAACCCUUGAGUAACUAUUUCUUAUUCUAAUAAAAUAUACUAAUAUUACAGAACUACUCUGUUACAUUAGUCGGUCAGCGUCGUGAAUUUAGAUUAACAGUAAUCGGCGCCUCAAAAAUUCCUAUGACAAGACACUUCACAGAUUAUUAUAUUAUUUUGAUGAUAUAAAAUAAUUGUACUGCAAAAUGACUACACCAGGAACCUCGCAGGCGUCACCAGCUGUGCAAGAGUUUAAAAUUCGAGUCCCAAAGAAUGUGAAAAAGAAACAUCAUGUGAUGCGUUUUAACGCCACACUGAAUGUAGACUUUGCGAAAUGGACUCAAGUCAAGAUGGAGAGGGAGAACAACAUCAAGGAGUUCAAAGGAUUAGAUGAAGAUAUGCCCAAAUUCGGCGCGGGCUCCGAGUAUGGGCGAGACAUUCGUGAAGAAGCUCGCCGUAAGAAGUUCGGGAUCAUCUCUCGAAAAUACAAGCCUGAAGAUCAACCAUGGAUACUGAAAGUGGGAGGAAAAACAGGAAAAAAGUUCAAGGGCAUCCGCGAGGGUGGCGUGUCGGAGAACGCCGCCUACUACGUGUUCACGCACGCCGCAGACUCCGCCAUCGACGCCUACCCGUUGCAGGAGUGGUAUAACUUUCAACCUAUUCAAAGAUACAAAGCCUUGUCAGCGGAAGAAGCCGAACAGGAAUUUGGAAGACGCAACAAAGUGAUAAACUACUUUUCACUAAUGUUCCGCAAGCGCAUGCGCGGCGACGACGCGGCCGACGACGGCGACGACCCCGACGACAAGAAGACUAAAGGCGCCAAGGCCAAGAAAGAGUUAAAAAUAUCCGAUAUGGAUGAAUGGAUCGAUUCCGACGAUGAUUCCUCCGGCUCUGAGGCUGCAGAAAAAGACAAUGACAGUGACUCUGGCACCAAGAAGAAACCAAAUAAAAAAGGACCGGUGAAGAAGAAGAAGAAGGUGGACGACGAAGCGUUCGAGGAGAGCGACGACGGCGACGAGGAGGGCCGCGAGCGCGACUACAUCUCCGACUCCUCCGACAGUGAAACAGACCACGAGGCGAAGGCGAACAAAGAACUCAAGGGCGUCGCAGAAGAAGACGCGCUCAGGAAGCUGCUGACAUCUGACGAGGACAGCGAGGAGGAGCAAGAGCAGAAGGAGGCGUCGGAGCCGGAAGACGAGCCGACGCGCGAGGGCGAGGAGCGCGCCAGCAAGCUCACCAAGAAGAAGCCCGCCAGGCCCGACGAGAGGAAGGACUCCAGCAGCGAGUUCAGCUCCGACUCGGACACCGACGCGGAGGGCGCGCCCAAGAAGACCAAGAAACGCAAGGAGCCCGCCUCCGCCGCGACAACACACUCAGCGAGCGCGCCGGGCAGCGCCAGCACGUCUCGCUCGGGCUCGCCGGCGCCCGCGGCCGCGGCUGCUGCGGCCGCCGCCGCCGCCGCACCGCCCGCCAAGCGGCCCAAGAUCGACCCUUCCUACACCGAGUGCGGCGUGACGGAGGAGGCGGUGCGGCGCUACCUGGCGCGCAAGCCCAUGACCACCACGGAGCUGCUCACCAAGUUCAAGUCCAAGCUCACCGGCGUCAGCUCCGAGCGCCUGCUCGAGACCAUGACGCAGAUCCUCAAGCGCAUCAACCCGGUCAAGCAGAACAUCAACGGCAAGAUGUAUUUAAGUAUCAAAAACAACUAACUUGCUAAUGACUCAUAGUAAAUGUAAGAAUGAUUGCGCUCGUGGUUGCGUCUGGAUGCCACUCGCAGAAUUUUCAAAUGUGGAGCAGUAUCAGCGCCAUCUAGUAACUGUUAAGAGGCCCACUGAUUACUAGUUCGCCACAGAGCAUUUCGAACAGUCGUUCGGAGCUCAAAUUUGGCGUUUACCUAACAGGUUGAUAUCGUCCGACGGACUGGUAAUCAGCGGGCCCCUUUAGUUAGGGCCACCUCUCGCUAGCGUCCCCCGUGCGUUGGCGUCUAGCUAGUCUACUGUAUGGCUGCAGGUAGACGCAACGUUGGUGUAACUGCGCAGCGACACCAUUUUCCAUCGCGCUGACUAGACGCCGACGCUCAAAAGACGCUAGUUUGGGAUGGAUCUAAUUAUCACCGAAAAUUAGAUAUUUAUUUGGCUUUUUAAUUUGAACUACAAGUCAGCACGUCAAUAGACGUCUUGUAUGUAUACAUAUAAAAUUAAAAGCCGUCAGUUUUGUAGUCAUCAUGUACAUACGGUUUAUUUUUAUAUAGUAUUAAGUUAGUAUGUAAUUGAUGGUUCGAGAGACUCGAGGAACACUCAUAGCACUGAAAGGAUCCGAUACAGGCCUCGGAACUGGUAAUUUCAACACAGUGACCAUUAUGAGUGCUCUCCAUAUAGUAUUGUAACCACGGUGUAGCCGGGCUAGCUCGCCAGGGAUGAGACUAACUUCAAUGAGUAUGUAGUAAUACAAAAUAAACAAACAAAACUGCGUAAAAAAUAUGUUGUAGUAAGUAAUAAAGUGACGCCAAGAUUAUCUUUGGAUCAUUUAGCCAAGAUAGAUAGUAAGUAAUAAAAGUAAUGGUCACUGGCAUUCAAACACAGCGGCUCGUUAAUGAACCUCUUCAUUAAAAUUGAACUGCAUGCUAUAGCAAACGAGUACCGUUUCAGCGAACACCGCGACAGUAUCUCUCGCGUGAGGUAGAUUACUCGUCAUUUUCUAACUGUAUUUCUUAGAGUGGGACGGGAAGUCGAUCGUGCGGGCGAGAUACUGCCGCUCCUAUCUAAGCUUAGUGACCAUAGGAUCUUCUCUGUGAUUAGGGUCAAUUUUGAUUGACAAAGAAAGUGAAUCAAUUUAUCUUGGACUUUACACCUCCAUUAUUGUUGGCUAACGACGGAAUUGGAUAACCAUAGUGCAUGUGUCCUAAAUUAUUGAUCUAAGUAAUUGAUAUUUUCAAAUACAUGUAUUUAUUACAACGUU
Molecule: messenger RNA, 2982 nt
Organism: Cydia fagiglandana
Lineage: Eukaryota; Metazoa; Arthropoda; Insecta; Lepidoptera; Tortricidae
Gene: TfIIFalpha
Product: general transcription factor IIF subunit 1
Exons: 12
Coding region: 231-1733 (500 amino acids)
Biological process (GO): positive regulation of transcription elongation by RNA polymerase II; transcription initiation at RNA polymerase II promoter
Cellular component (GO): nucleus; transcription factor TFIIF complex
Molecular function (GO): DNA binding; TFIIF-class transcription factor complex binding; RNA polymerase II general transcription initiation factor activity
Source: RefSeq, a predicted model, not a curated record